AUGGUAAUAAACUUAAAAGGCAUAGUUGACUCUUUAAAAAAUAUAAUUGGAAUAGAAGAAGAAAGACAAAGCGAAUCAAACAAUCAUGAACAAUCAAUCACUGCACCAAAUGAAAAUCUAGAGUUGAUCAUGAUAGAAAAACAAGAUUCAUCUCCUACAAUAGCAUUAGAUGAAAACAAAGAAGACAGUUAUUUACCUUUGAUCAAUAAUGAUGAUGGGUUUGAUGGCACAUUUGUACUUGAACCUUUGUUUGCAUCAUCAUUGGCCAAACCAACUUCUAUUCUAUCAACAUUGGAAAAACCAACAUCCUUUGGUAAUAUUCCUAUCACAAUACCUGUUCAAUAUGAAAUCAAUAAAGAAGAUGAUAUUAUAAGUAGAAAUGUAAUUAAUGAAGUAUUAGUAGAAGAAGAGAUGGAGGAAUAUGAGGAGGAAAUUUUUACCACUAAACAUUUAUCAGAUCCUAAUGAAAGGAAAAGAACAAUUUAUUCAACAAAUAACAAUCAAGAAGAAAAAACAAGAAAGUGUCACACAUCAAAUGUUAAUAAAAUUGAAGAUGGCAAUGUUGUAAGAAAAGCAAAGAAAAGGAGUUAUUCAAAACUUGGAAAUCCUACAGUUGAAAUUAUUCAGAACCAGUUGAGUUUACAUGAAUUCUUUAAUCAAAAAUCAACACAAAUGAAAAAAGUAAAGGAUGAUUUAUUAGAAAAAUUGGAAGGAUUGCAUAGUUUUCUUUCUAAUAUUGAAUUUUUAAGAGAAUCUGUUGCACUAGGAGAUAAUGAAAUUUCAGGACUUAUUAUCAGCAUUACAUCUUGUACUGGUGAUUUAAUAUCAAACCAUAGUAGUGAAGAAGGUGCUUUUAGCAUUAUAAAAAGAUAUAAUAAGUUAUUGGAAACUUGCCAAGAAAUAUUGGAAAAAGAAUGCUAA
Entrophospora candida is the source of this 921-nucleotide messenger RNA. NCBI's taxonomy places the organism in Eukaryota, Fungi, Glomeromycota, Glomeromycetes, Entrophosporales, Entrophosporaceae. The record is from the annotation of a GenBank genome assembly.